AUGGCUCGCUUUUACGGCCACUGGAUCGGCGGUGCAAUUGGAAAUACAGCUUCCAACUUGUCGAGACGCAUCAACAUACCGCUUACGCCGACCAGCCCGCCAGGUCUCGUACAGGCCAAUGUCGUCGAUCCCUGGUCCAAAUCAGGAAAAUACGGACUAGGAUGGACAUAUUUUGCCCUCUCUCUCGUCUUGUCCGUUGUCAUCGUGCGUAUAUGGCACUUUUGGCAAGACAAGAUCCGCCAAGCCAUCUAUAAGCAAGAGCUGGAAAACCAUUACAGAGAAACUUACAAUGUCGACUCUGACGUCUUUCUCUCGGCUCUUCGAAGCGGAGAAAGCUCACAAUUCUUUCCCGAGGGCCCCAAUAUUGGCGAGAAGCAAUUCCGACCAAAAGCACACUUUUCUUCCGUCGGCAUCGUCAACGACACUCUUGCUUUGUUCAGAUGGAUCUUUUAUAGGCCCAUCCCUGACAUCGUCAUUUUCAAGUACCGCUUCACCUUCUCUUCGCUCGCCGUCCUGGCAUGUUCCUUCAUUGCCGUCGUUUUUGUCACGCUCUAUUGCUUUCUCCAGCAGCCUUUGUACUGGCAAAGCAUCCAGUUCGGAUCACCCCCGCUUGCGGUCAGAGCCGGCAUGAUCUCUGUCGCAUUGACGCCUUGGAUCAUCGCCACCAGCAUGAAGGCCAACCUGCUGACCCUUGUUAUUGGCAUCGGUCCAGAGAGGCUCAAUGUCAUGCACCGGUGGCUCAGCUAUCUCUGCUUGUUCCUGGCACUAGUCCACAUGAUUCCCUUUUACAUUCAGCCUGUUUGGGAAGAUGACGGCAUGAAGGUAUUCUACAAGCUCUUUCCCGACGGCACCGGCAUCAUCUAUGGUACCGGAAUCGCCUGUAUUGUUCCCCUCAUUUGGCUAUGCGUGGCAUCGUUACCCUGGAUCCGCAGAGUCGCGUAUGAGACCUUUGUGAUUCUGCACAUCCCAGCCGGCGUCGUGUACACCGCUCUACUAUUCUGGCACACGAAAAACUUCCUCAUGUCUUGGAGUUACUUGUACGCCAGCCUUGCAAUCUGGUUCGUGUGCUACAUGAUGCGCUUCCUUCGUCUCAACUGGGUACGGCCCUGGCGGCUGUCUUUCAUGGUUGGCGACGAAGCUGCUGUAACACUCAUGGCUGAGAACUGCAUCAAAGUCACUGUUCCUACGCAGAUGCGCUGGCGACCUGGUCAAUAUGUAUAUCUACGAAUGCCCGCCAUUUCCAUAUUCGAGAAUCAUCCCUUCACCAUCUCGUCCCUCUGCAGCGAGGACUUCCCCUCGGAAUACGGCCAAGACUACCGAGACUGUGUCCUGGUGUUCCGCCCUUAUGGUGGCUUCACCAAGAAGCUCCUCGAUACGGCGCUGCAGAAUGGGCCCUUCCACACCUACCGUGCCUUCCUGGACGGGCCCUACGGCGGCAUGCGGCGCGACCUCGCCGCCUUUGACACGUGCAUCCUGAUUGCAGGCGGCAGCGGCAUCACGUCGGUCAUGUCACAGCUGCUCAACCUCAUCAAGCGCAUGCGCGACGGCAAGGCCAUCACGCGCAAGGUGGUGGUUGUCUGGGCCAUGAAGAAGAUGGACUCGAUGCAGUGGUUCCGCGAUGAGCUGAGUCUAUGCCGCGAGUCGGCGCCGCCAGAGAGCGUGACGUGCAAGUUCUUCGUCACCUCGGCAGUGCGUGAUCGCCAUAAUGCUACCGACACCCAGAUGGCAGCGCCCAUCAACGGGAUGGUCGCCGGCUCGGCGUCGCAUAAGCGACAGCUCUCCCACCUGUUACACAACAAGCUCGACGGCUUCGUCGCCGGCGUUGCAUCUAAGCGCAAUUCGGCCCUCAUCUACGACGAGGCCAAGGGCGACCCCGAGCGUGAGCGUGAGCUCCGCGCCGAGAACGAGGACAAAAUCACCGCCCUCCCACCACAAAAGUACCUUCAACCGCAUCUGCCUCAUCAUCACCAACAACACCCGCAGCAGCAGUCCCUGCAGCAAUUCGAGCAGCACGACGAAUCGCAACGGCCACUCAAUGCCAACGGCUUCCCCGUCGACAAAAAGCUCGACCAGGACCAGCCUGCGCAGGUUCCUCCCCCAGACACCGAGUUCCACUUCCCACCUCUGCAUCGUGAGAACCCACCGCACUUCAACUACGCGCCCGGCGCCCUCCGCGCCGAGGCCGAAGCCGCCGCCGCCGCGCCGGACUCCCCGGAGCUCGCACACCUACGCACCACCAACCUACCAACCGCCGCGCCCCGCGCCCCGCGACCGACGUCCACCUUUGGCCCGCCGUCGGGGUUCGACUUUGGCUUCCCCGAGACGCCGACCGAGUUCCAGAAGAACCUGAUGCGGUCCGCGUUCCCCGUGCCCCACGCUAUCGACGGCGGCUGGUCGCUCGAGUACGGCCGCCCGGAGCUCGGCUACAUGCUGCGGCAGUGGGCUACGGGCGGCGCUGACGGCCGCGGCAUCCUCGGUCGGCGCACCGCCGUCUUCGUCUGCGGGCCGCCGGCCAUGCGCGUCGGCGUCGCCAACACGGUGGCGCGCCUGCAGGCGGAGAUUUGGGGCGACGACGAGCUCGAGGAGAUUUUCCUGCACACGGAGAAUUAUGCUUUGUAG
This is a messenger RNA of Cordyceps fumosorosea ARSEF 2679, 2619 nucleotides long. RefSeq names its product ferric reductase. The coding region runs from base 1 to 2619 and encodes 872 amino acids. The transcript has a single exon. Lineage: Eukaryota; Fungi; Ascomycota; Sordariomycetes; Hypocreales; Cordycipitaceae. Gene Ontology annotation, biological process: copper ion import; intracellular iron ion homeostasis; iron ion transport. The record is from RefSeq and is a predicted model, not a curated record. Gene Ontology annotation, molecular function: ferric-chelate reductase activity. Gene Ontology annotation, cellular component: plasma membrane.